Messenger RNA from Drosophila melanogaster (fruit fly), 1826 nucleotides. RefSeq lists its product as uncharacterized. Bases 169 to 1083 code for a protein of 304 amino acids. Gene Ontology annotation, molecular function: acyltransferase activity, transferring groups other than amino-acyl groups. The record is from RefSeq and is marked reviewed. Lineage: Eukaryota; Metazoa; Arthropoda; Insecta; Diptera; Drosophilidae. The transcript is spliced from 2 exons.
AGAGAAAUCUAAUCAGCUGAAUUACAAUUAAGUAGUUUAACUAGCGAAUUAACAGCGACGCAUUUACUGCGGCCAGCUCUCUAGUCUUUUAGCAGCGGGCAGGCGGAAGGUUCACAAAAACUAAAUUCAAAUCGAAUCGGCUGACAGACAGAUACAUAUAGACCGGCAAUGAGUUCAGAUAAGAACGGUGAUAUCUUGCGGCCACUUAGCGAUAGCGAAGUGGACGAACUGCUUGAUCUAUACAAAGUUAAAUUCGGUAUAAGGAACUUCCACUACCUAUUACUGUACAACCAGCGAAAAUGGGACCGCCAGCUGAGCGAGGCUCAAAUACCGCGCAAUGAUCUGAACCACAUUUCUCUGAGAAAGCAGUUCUACACCCAUCGAAGGGGAAACUUCCGGACGUGGGGCACCUAUGUGAGCCUUCAUCGGGACAUCGUGCAGAGCGUCUCCUUCUUCAGCUGGCAGCCAGAUGGAGCCGCGGAGCUGUGGGAAUGCCUGGAGCAAACGCAGCUCAUCGAGUGGACACAGGGAGCCCUGCUGACCAACGUUGAUCUGGGAUUUUGUAAUCGAGUCAAAGAGUUGGCCGUCAGCCGCGGGGUCACCGCCAUUCAACCACGCCAGUGUUUCGGGAUGGUUUUGUCGCACGAGGAUGCCUUUUGUGCAAAAGUUCCAGAUCUGCCCUCUGAGUUCGAGAUUCGGCGAUUGAGGGCUGAGGAUGCAGCCAUGGUGCACGAUUCCUGGCCUAACAAGGGUGAAGGCUCACUCACUUAUCUCCAGGCGCUCGUCCGUUUCAACAAAUCCUUGGGCAUCUGCCGAAGCGACACUGGGGAACUGAUUGCCUGGAUCUUUCAGAACGACUUUUCCGGACUGGGCAUGCUGCAAGUGCUGCCCAAGGCGGAGCGUAGAGGACUAGGUGGCCUCCUAGCCGCUGCGAUGAGCCGAGAAAUUGCUCGGGGCGAGGAGAUCACCCUAACGGCCUGGAUUGUCGCUACUAACUGGCGGUCGGAGGCGCUGCUCAAGCGGAUCGGGUACCAGAAAGAUCUGGUCAAUGAGUGGAUUAAGCUGGUACCGAAUUCUUCAUAGACGCUCCGGUCGCCAAAGAACUGGCGACGGUGCUGGAUAGUUAGACAACUGGUAAAUAGGUGAGGUCAAGAAGAAGACGAGGCGAUUUGCAUUUGCUUUGCCUAUGUACAUGUACAUACAUCAACAAUUUUAUUUUGGCAUUUAACAUGCGUACACGCUUUCUGAAUACACUUUACGGCUUAAUGAAAUUCGAAAACAAAUUCGAAACUAGCGGGCGGGAGGGGAUAUGGAAAUCGGGGACUCGAACUACUUAUUUACACAUACGGCUCGCCUCCAAAACAAUAUCAAAAAUACAUUUUAUUUACAGCAUUGCAUUGCAUUCUAGGUAUAUAUACAUAUAUUACGCACUUUUGACUGAAUCAAAUUUGACAUUUUCGAGUUAAUUAGCUAAAGUAUGUCAUAGGGUUACGCAUUUUAUACACCUUGCGUAAGAGUGUGUCGUUUUCUCUCAACGGGAUUUAAAUUGAAAAUUUUGCGAAACAUUAAGAGCGAUAAUAUCUUAGAAUUAAGACACUCCUUCAGUCCCUUUACUUUAACUACUAUUCAUUAGCCGUAUUGAUUACGCACCUUUUACGUCUUAUUUUCAUGUUUUAAUUCAAUCAUAUUAAAGAAGCAAACUUAAAUGUUUCAAAAGUCGGUUGUGACAUUGUUUUGUGGGGUUGAAGCCACUUCCUUUAAAUUCGAUUGAAAAUAAAAAUGUUGCUUCUUCAAUUAAAUUAUUAAUUUUAGAGUUGCGCCUCUUU